AUCAUGUUAACAACAGAAGCAUGCAACUCAUAAACGUACUUUUUAAAUCAACAUACUCAAGUUAUUUGAGAAAUACAAUUAAAAUGUUGUGUAUCAAAGAUUAUGAAGAAUAUUCUAGAAAGCAUUUGGAUUAUAAAACAUGGGAAUUCUUCAGUCAAGGAGCGGAGAGAGAAGUAACUUUACGAGAAAAUGUUAGUGCCUUUGAAAGAUAUGCCUUUGUGCCAAGAAUGUUACAGAAUAUUCCGAAUAGAGAUCUGUCUACAACUAUUCUUGGUCACAAAAUACCCUUACCAAUCGGGUUAUCCCCAACGGCUUAUCAAAGACUGGCACAUCCAGACGGAGAAAUAGCUGCUUCAAAAGCUGCUGAGGAAAUGGGUGCUGUUUAUACACUAAGUACUGUAGCUACUACAUCUUUGGAAGAUGUGGCCAGUAGCAUUCCAAAUCGUUCUUCGCCAUUGUUUAUGCAACUAUACAUGUCAAGAAUACGUGCUGUCAAUGAGUACAUAAUCAAGAAUGCUGAAUCCAAUGGAUACAAAGCUAUAGUUUUAACCAUAGAUAUUCCUGUAACUGGAUUGCAACUCCGGAUGUGGCGAACUGGGGGUGUUGAUUUUCCUCCUCAUUUAAGUGUACCCAAUGUUGCAAAUGCAUUGAAGAAAAUCAGCAAUGGAGAAGAAAUUGCAAAUCAUGUAAACUUGGGACACAGUGUUUUUGAUCAUGAAAUGACGUGGGAUGAUGUUACAUGGAUUAAGAGUAUCACAAACCUGCCAAUUGUUCUAAAAGGAAUUCUAACUGCCGAGGAUGCUAAGAAAGCAGUGGAAUAUGGAGCAGCAGCUGUUUGGGUGUCAAAUCAUGGUGGUCGGCAACUAGAUGGCGUUGAUGGAACGUUAGAUGCUCUACCAGAAAUAGCUGAUGCAUUAUCUGGAACUGAUUGUGAAAUUUACAUAGAUGGUGGGGUACGUUGGGGAAGUGACAUUCUUAAAGCUUUAGCUCUGGGAGCAAGAGUUGUGUUUUUUGGAAGACCAAUAGUUUGGGGACUAGCCCACUCGGGACAAGAAGGAGUUAAAAGUGUUAUUGAGACUCUGCGAUCUGAACUGGAUCGAGCGAUGCACCUUGUGGGAUGCCACAGUGUCAAAGAAGUUGGACCACAUUUAAUUAAAAGAAGACAUGCUUAUGAAAAGUAAUAAUUAAUACUAAUACCUAGAAAAAUAAAUUUUAUUUCAAUUAUGAAAUAUUGUGAUGACGGUUAAUUUAUUAAUAACAAGUCGAGCGAAAUCCAAUCACUUGUAUGAUAAUGUAAAUAAAAUUAGAAAACUUG
Messenger RNA from Parasteatoda tepidariorum (common house spider), 1315 nucleotides. RefSeq names its product 2-Hydroxyacid oxidase 1. The record is from RefSeq and is a predicted model, not a curated record. Lineage: Eukaryota; Metazoa; Arthropoda; Arachnida; Araneae; Theridiidae. Gene Ontology annotation, molecular function: FMN binding; oxidoreductase activity.